GAAGUAAUUAUUGUAGAGAGGUGGAAUAAGAUGACCACUCCUUUGCACCUUCUUGCCUAUGCCUUGACACCUAAGUACUAUAGCAAUCAGUUUCUUGAUAAACCAGGAAGGAUUCCACCAUGGAGAGAUCUAGAAGUAUCUGAUGGGUAUAAGGCAACAUUUCUUAGACUAUAUCCCGAUGAUGAUUUGCGAGAUGUUGUUACAAAUGAGUUCAUAGAAUUCGCAAAUGGGAAUGGUCUAAGUGUUGAUGCACUUCGUCAUAGAUCCAAGAAAGAUGCUCAUAGUUGGUGGUACUUCCAUGGCACAUGCUUCCAACACCUACAACCCCUCGCUAUAAAAGUUUUAUCACAAGUUGCUAGUUCAUCUGCUUCAGAAAGAAAUUGGAGCACAUACUCUUUCAUCCACUCAGUAAAGCGCAAUAGGCUGCUAUCAAAAAGAGCGGAGAAUUUAGUAUAUGUGCAUUCCAACCUACAUCUUCUUUCACACAAACAACAUGACUACACACAAGGGGAAACAAAGAUGUGGGAUAUAGAGCCAGAGCAUACUGAUUUGGAUGCUCCUGCUUCUCAGCUUCUUGCAUUGACACUUGAUGACUCGGAAAUUGAGCCAACUUAUAGUGCAAGUGCAAGUGGCAUUGGCUCAUGUAAUGUCAAUGUCAAUGAGGAGGAGGAGGAGGAGGAGGAGGAUGAAGAAUUAGAUGAUCCAUUUGAUGAUUAAACUUUAAGUUUAUAUUGUUGAAAGUUGAAACAAUGAUACUUGAAUAUUUUGGCAUUUUG
Cryptomeria japonica (Japanese cedar) is the source of this 776-nucleotide messenger RNA. RefSeq lists its product as uncharacterized. The coding region runs from base 31 to 717 and encodes 228 amino acids. The transcript is spliced from 2 exons. Gene Ontology annotation, molecular function: protein dimerization activity. The record is from RefSeq and is a predicted model, not a curated record. Lineage: Eukaryota; Viridiplantae; Streptophyta; Pinopsida; Cupressales; Cupressaceae.